CAAAGUUCAAACUUUUGGAAACCUGUAACAAUAAAGAAUUGGAAGUGCAAAAAAGCACCAGACGUAGCAUCUCCCGCGGCCACGUUGCAGAAAAAUAAAAUCGUUAAAACAUCCAUUUCUGAAAGGAAUUACGGCCUGAGGUUGGGUUUCGGGUUUCUAAGAGAGUAAAGCUGAAAACCCUAGAAUUUAUCUUCCUUUUGUAGCACAUAAGACUCGCAGUCUGUAAGAAUUGGAGAAAUUGAAGAUGGCUUCCGGGAAUACGCAAAUAUAUCAUGAGCGGCAAAGAUUACAGUUCUGCCUUUUACACACGCUCAACAAUCUCUUUCAGCAAAAGGACGCGUUUACUCGAGCUAGCUUGAAUGAAAUUGCUGAGAAACUUGUUCUUGAUGAGCCGAACAAGGUGACCUGGACGCCAAUAUCCGCGCUCUUUAAGCCUCAUCAUAAUACCAUUACGGGAAACUAUGACAUAAAUGUCCUAAUUGCAGCCUUGGAAGGGAAAGGGAAGAGUGUAAUCUGGCAUGAUCGACGUAAUGGAGCGUCUAUGAUUAAUCUCGAUGCAUCCGAGGAAACUCAGAUGGGUAUUGUACUCAAUGUGUCGGUUAGAAAGUUUGGUGGGAUUUGGAAAGGUAGGCAUUGGGUUGCGUUGAAAAAGAUUAAUGGUGUUUGGUGUAAUUUGGACAGUGAUCUUGUUGCUCCUGAGACUUUUAAAGAUACUGAAGAAGUUAGAGGAUUCCUAGAUUACAUCAUUGAUAAUGGUGGGGAGGUUUUGCUUGUCAUGAAUGAGAAACAGUGAGCUUUGUUUGCUUGGUAUGAAAUUCUCUUAUAGAACUUCUGAAUGUGUGUAUAACAUGUACAUGUACGAAACGAGACUUAGAGGCAAUUUACAAACAAAUUUAGUUUCAUUUGUUUUGCAUUGGUUUCAAUCAAUACUCAAGUCUUAUUAUCUUUCGAAGGCUGGACUUCUUGAUAAUAUGGGAGAAGUCAGUUUUUGAGGGGUUUGUUGCUAGCAAGUUUUGUUAUGGGAGCUGUCAGGAUGGUCUAGCAGGUGGUGAUUGAAGGAUAUUCGUAGUUUUUUCAGUUAAUUCUUUGUUCCUGAAGGACUUCUGAACACGGUUGAAAUUCAGAAGUUGCUGGUAAAUAAACAUUUGGUGGAACAAGAGAACUAGGAAAUAUUGAGCAAGACUCUGUGACGGUGUGAAUAAUAUAUUAUUUUCUGGGUUAAAAUCCUAACAGCCUCGAGUAUGAAUGGAAAAUGAUAUCUCACACUUGGCAGUCCUUCUGAUUACAUAUAAUAAGUGGAGACAUCUGAAAGCUGAAGAUGGAAGGAAUUUGAUUGCGCUUCUUUCAAGCUUUGCUGGAUAGAUCUGUGGUCUGCUAACCUGUCCUGUACUGGUUUGUGCUGUAUAGAAGAACAAGUGAUAUUGCAUCUAAAAGUAAUUUUUAAUCUGUUUAGCUUAGGCUGCAUUUGGAUAUUAA
Molecule: messenger RNA, 1476 nt
Organism: Carya illinoinensis
Lineage: Eukaryota; Viridiplantae; Streptophyta; Magnoliopsida; Fagales; Juglandaceae
Product: josephin-like protein
Exons: 2
Coding region: 245-793 (182 amino acids)
Biological process (GO): protein deubiquitination
Molecular function (GO): cysteine-type deubiquitinase activity
Source: RefSeq, a predicted model, not a curated record